UCCGAAACGGAGCGUAGGCUCCAUCAGAAGAUAUUUAACAACUACAACUUGAAGGUGCGACCUGCGCAGUACUGGGAAGAUAGAGUGAUGGUACGGGUGGGAAUGACCCUGUCUCAGUUGGUCAGCUUGAAUGAGAAGAACGGCGAGAUGACGACAAACGUGUUCAUGAAUCUGGAAUGGAAAGACUAUCGCUUGUCGUGGAACCCGAAGGAUUACGACGACAUCAGUGUUCUGCGAAUUCCCGCCAAUAAGGUGUGGCGCCCCGAUGUGUACCUCAUCAACAAUAACGACGGCCAAUUUGACGUGGCUUUAUAUGUUAACGUCUUGGUGUACAAUGACGGAACAGUUAACUGGCUUCCGCCGGCCAUCUACCGCAGCUCUUGCUCUAUCGAGGUGGCGUACUUCCCUUUCGACUGGCAAAACUGCAGCAUGAUCUUCCGCUCGUACACCUACGACGCCUCGGAAGUGGAGCUGCAAUAUUACCUGGACGACGACGGGAAGGAGAUCCGCGAGAUAGUCAUCGACGAGAACGCUUUCACCGAAAAUGGCGAGUGGAACAUUUGUCACAAACCUUCGAGAAAGAACGUCAGGGAGGAUCUGUACGAGGACAUCACCUUCUACCUGAUCAUCGAGAGGAAGCCUCUUUUCUAUAUCAUCAACAUCAUCGUUCCCUGCAUCCUCACCAGCGUAUUGGCUAUUUUUGUCUUCUACCUCCCCCCCGGAGCAGGUGAAAAGAUGACCCUCUCCAUUUCGGUUCUCAUUGCCUUGACCGUCUUCAUGCUGCUACUGGCGAACAAAGUCCCCGAGACUUCGCUGGCCAUCCCCAUCAUUGUUAACUACGUCAUGUUCACAAUGAUCCUGGUCACCUUCUCCGUCAUCCUGAGCGUGGUUGUCCUCAACUUGCACCACCGCACACCAAGCACACAUAUCAUGCCCAACUGGGUCCGCAGCGUCUUCAUUGACUUCCUGCCCAAGUACAUCGGCAUGACGCGGCCCGAGCCUGAGGAAGAUCUUUCAAAGGAGGACUCCUGUGACCGAACACCCACGCCGGGCUUCAAUGGACGGCAACCGGGAGGGGAGUACUUCUUUCGCAAGAUCAACCCCGACCUUGUCAUACCUUGGAGAGGCAGGUGCGAGAGUCCGGUGCAGCUCCAAAGACUUCCGGAUUCAGAUGGAUUUUGUCUGAUCCUUCCGCCUAACUUGAAGUCGGCCAUCGGCGCCGUCACGUUCAUGGCCGAGCAGCUUAAGAAGCAAGACGUGGAUGAUUCGAUGACGGAAGACUGGCAGUACAUCGCGCUGGUGGUAGACCGACUUUUCUUGUGGCUCUUUGUCAUCAUCACCAGUUUGGGCACUUUGGCGAUGUUCUUGGACGCCAGUUUCAACUACACGCCCGAUAACCCCUUCCCAUAA
Nerophis lumbriciformis (worm pipefish) is the source of this 1410-nucleotide messenger RNA. The record is from RefSeq and is a predicted model, not a curated record. Lineage: Eukaryota; Metazoa; Chordata; Actinopteri; Syngnathiformes; Syngnathidae.